GUAGCUAUAAACAUACCUAACCAUAUUUCUGUUGUGCUUGUCAUUAUAGAAGUCGACAUUUACUGGAACCUAAUAGAACCUGACCUAACCAACCCAAAAAACCUAAAUAACGUUACCUAACUUCAAAUUAAACAGAAAGUACUUGGCUGACCAGAGCUCUACAUAAGAAAAGUAUGACAAGCUCCCGUCUUCAGGCCUCCCGUGUGGUGGUCUUGUUUAUGGUGGGAGUGAGUGCAGUGGUAAUGCUUAUGUAUUUACACUUGGCAAAGGAAGUGUGUCACCUGCGCAACUAUAUCCAUUCUCAUCCUGCCAUGGAACUUCAAAUGAGUGGCACACUUACAGAAAGUAGCAGUAGUAGUAGCAACAGCAGAAGCAGCAGCAAUAAUAAUGGCAAAAGGAAAGAUAAAAAAAAUGGUGGCCAUACCAUCAGCAGUAUUAAUGGCAGAGGUCUUGACCUUGAGAGUUUAAUAGUUAUUUACAACCGGGUCCCAAAGACAGGAUCCACUUCAUUUAUUGGCUUGGCUUAUGAUCUGUGCUCCAAGAACAAGUUCAAUGUUAUUAAUGUAAACACAACCAAGAAGAAUCCAACUCUCUCCUUAACAGAUCAGAUGCGGCUUGUAUAUAAUAUGUCAAACUGGGAAGAAAAGAAACCUGGAAUAUAUCAUGGACAUCUUGCAUACUUGGAUUUUAACAGGUUUGGAGUGAAUGUGCAGCCACUAUACAUUAACAUCAUUAGAAAUCCUUUGGAGCGCCUUGUCUCCCACUAUUAUUUCAUCCGAUAUGGUGAUGAUCUCAUGCCACAACGUGUUUAUAAGAAAAUGGGUGACAAGAUGACACUAGAUGAAUGUGUAGCCCUCCAGCAUCCAGAUUGCUCAACCAACCACCUCUGGAUGCAGAUACCUUUCUUCUGUGGUCACUAUGCUGAAUGCUGGAUACCAGGUUCAAGCUGGGCUCUAGAAAUGGCAAAACAUAACCUCGUACAAAAUUACUUCCUUGUUGGGGUCACUGAAGAACUUGAGGAUUUUGUGGCUAUGCUUGAAUAUUCUCUUCCACGCCUGUUUAAAGGUGCUCUUGAUCUUUAUGUCUCAGGUUCAAAAUCACAUAUAAGAAAGACCUCAAAGAAGAUCAUGCCCUCGGAUGAAACUAUAACUAAGCUUCAAAAUACAAAGGUAUGGAGGCUGGAAAAUGAAUUUUACAACUUUGCUCUGGAUCACUUUCAUUUUCUUCGUAAGAAGACCCUUGUGGAAGCAGGGCAUGGAGGUGUCCUUGUGGAUAGAGGGCAGAACUUUGUCUAUGGGAAGAUUAAGCCCAAGAAAAGGCGAAGUCGUGCAGAUCAUCUGCGACAGCGAAGGACAAUGCAGUAACAUCAUGCUGAAUUGAAGCAUCAGUGACUGUUUAUUUUGAAUCACUGUAAUAAUUUAUUUUAGUUAGUUUUCAGUUAUAAACAAUACACAUAAAGGAAAAUGGUUGUCUCACAAAAUGCCUCAUAUAAAUAAGAAAUUUUCUUGAACAUUGUCAUGUUGGUGCUGUGCUUGAAAGUGAUUGGAGCAAAAUAUCAUUAAUAAUGGUGUACAGUAGAAAGUUUUGGGACAUACAUUCCUGAGUAUGGGCCAAUUGUGGUUAAUCAUUUAGUUCUGGUAAAGCAUUACCUCUGGUGAGAUAAAAAGUUAAGUUAAAGCUCAAGUGCUUGUCAGGAAGAGAAAUAAUCGGAUGUUUUGCGUAAGAAAUUUUGAGCUUUUAUUUCUCUCAAUGGAUUAGUUACUAUAUGGUGAUCCAUUAGGUUAUACAGUCCCAAGAUAUAACAGUUAUCUUGUAGCUCAUCUUUGUAUUUCAUGUGUCUAUGAUUUUCUAUGACGGUUUUCUAGAAAGAUUUCAGUAAUUUUCUCAAUUUAUUAGAUAGCUUGAUACAGUACAGUAUUACCAUACGUUUUCUAGUGUUGACAAUAUCAAAGUCCAACAAAUCCACUGCCCAGGGCUGGAAGACUGCUAUGAGGUUGAGCAUAAACUACUGAAAAGUUCUGUAUCUUGUCUGCCAGAAUUUCUUUAUUUUUUCACUGAGGUAACCUGGUUACAAUACAGUAUUAUCAUGUAUUUUACAGCCAAAAUCGAGAUGUGAAGCUUUUCUUAAAAUGUUAGCUUAUUUUGGAAACUUGAUCACCUACUGUGUUGACUGAUCAAAUUUGUUUCACACAAUACUAUACUUGUAGGUGUUUGCUCUCUUCACUACAUUGUACAAUUAAUUACACCAUAGAUCAAAUGAACAGUAAAGACACACACAUGCUUUUAAACAGUCAAGUUGCCCAGAGGUUGGUUUGCGUAUGGAAUCAAUUCUUUGUACAUAAAAUAACAUAUAUUGUACCAGUAAAUGUUAGGAACAAAUAAAAAUAAUAAUAAUAAAAAAAAAAAAAAAA
Homarus americanus (American lobster) is the source of this 2411-nucleotide messenger RNA. Its product is annotated as heparan sulfate 2-O-sulfotransferase 1-like. Gene Ontology annotation, molecular function: heparan sulfate 2-sulfotransferase activity. Gene Ontology annotation, cellular component: membrane. Lineage: Eukaryota; Metazoa; Arthropoda; Malacostraca; Decapoda; Nephropidae. The record is from RefSeq and is a predicted model, not a curated record. Bases 174 to 1364 code for a protein of 396 amino acids. The transcript is spliced from 10 exons.